UCUUAAGAGUCAUAAAAAAUCAAUCAAUGGCACCACCGAAGGCAGAGAAGAAACCAGCGGAGAAGAAGAUGGCGAAAGAAGGAGGGAGCGAGAUGAAGAAGAAGAAGACGAAGAAGAGCACAGAGACGUACAAGAUCUACCUUUUCAAAGUGUUGAAACAGGUUCAUCCUGAUAUCGGGAUCUCCGGAAAAGCCAUGGGAAUCAUGAACAGUUUCAUCAACGACAUCUUCGAGAAACUCGCUACCGAGUCGUCGCGCUUGGCUAGGUAUAACAAGAAACCCACGAUCACUUCCCGGGAAAUCCAAACCGCCGUUAGGCUCGUGUUGCCCGGUGAAUUAUCCAAGCACGCCGUCUCUGAGGGUACCAAAGCCGUCACUAAAUUCACCAGUUCUUAGAUACUCUUUUAUUCUACUAUCAUUUUUGUAUUAUCCUCGUUUGGGAAUUUCGGAUCAAUUUUGAUAUUUUAUAAUCACGGCAGUCUUCGAUAUUGAUUUUACGUUAUGAUUCAUGCUGA
Capsella rubella is the source of this 514-nucleotide messenger RNA. RefSeq names its product histone H2B.8. Bases 27 to 395 code for a protein of 122 amino acids. Lineage: Eukaryota; Viridiplantae; Streptophyta; Magnoliopsida; Brassicales; Brassicaceae. Gene Ontology annotation, molecular function: DNA binding; protein heterodimerization activity; structural constituent of chromatin. Gene Ontology annotation, biological process: nucleosome assembly. The transcript has a single exon. The record is from RefSeq and is a predicted model, not a curated record. Gene Ontology annotation, cellular component: nucleosome.